Messenger RNA from Dalotia coriaria, 694 nucleotides. RefSeq lists its product as uncharacterized. The record is from RefSeq and is a predicted model, not a curated record. Gene Ontology annotation, biological process: cristae formation. Gene Ontology annotation, cellular component: MICOS complex; mitochondrial crista junction. The transcript is spliced from 3 exons. Lineage: Eukaryota; Metazoa; Arthropoda; Insecta; Coleoptera; Staphylinidae. The coding region runs from base 71 to 652 and encodes 193 amino acids.
CAAAAUUUAUAGCACUUAAAAAGCAAAUCCCAAAAAAAUCCGCGUUUGCACCGGCGCAGACUUAAAACGAAUGUGUCCACCGAAACUCUGUGCUUGUCCCACAAAACGAGCGAAAAAUACCGGACUGUGGGCCUCACUAGGCCGAUUAUUGGGGUUUGGCGUUAAGGGUGCACUUGCCGGAGGCUUAAUCUAUUGGACAUAUGGAAUCGGGUUGUGGGGUAAACCAGACGAAACCGAACAACUCUACAUAGAUCUCUGCAAAUACGCGUACAAACCGGAUCAGGAAGAAAUAGACAAACUUAUGCAGAAAGCGCGUGAUCAACAAGCGAUUUUUAAUCAAACUUGCGAUGUUUUCGCUUAUCGUAGUAAACAAAUGGCGAUGGACGGAAACAGCGAUGCGUUGAUUUCCGAGGACGCGAUUUUGGCGCAAUUAAAACUGUGUCAAAAGGCGCCAUCAAUACGCGACAAUGCAAACUGCUUUAAGAACAAGUGGAACAACUGGAUAAUCUCGUCCUUUGCUUUUUUUGUAAAUCUACCACAGAGAUUAUUCUGCAAAAAGGACGAAACUAAGGAAGAAGAUACGAAAUCAGUGAAAAAACAGUGUAGAGCCAAGAAAGAAACAAAAGAAGAAAUCAAAUCAAAUGAAAAUUAAAUCCUUAAAAUACAUGACAAUAAAACUAAUUUCUUUUCAUAA